AUGUCUUCUGCUCCCAUCCACGACAAGGACACCUUGUCCAAUACCGAGCGUGCAAAGAAUGUCAAUGGUCUGCUCCAAGUGCUCAUGGACAUCAACACUCUGAAUGGAGGUAGUUCCGAUACCGCUGAUAAGAUAAGGAUUCAUGCGAAAAAUUUUGAAGCGGCCUUGUUCGCCAAGAGCUCUUCAAAGAAGGAGUAUAUGGACAGCAUGAACGAGAAAGUCGCCGUCAUGCGCAACACAUACAACUCCAGAAAAAAUGCUGUCAGUGCUGCCGCUGCUAACAACAACAUCAGCCCCGUGGAACACAUAAACACCAUCAAGAACUCCGGCGGCAACGCCAACAAUAUGAACGUCAACAUGAACCUAAACCCUCAGAUGUUUUUGAAUCAGCAGGCUCAGGCAAGGCAGCAGGUUGCGCAACAAUUAAGAAACCAACAGCAGCAGCAGCAACAACAACAGCAGCAGCAGCAACAACAACAACAGCAGCAGCAGCAGCAGCAGCAGCAGCAACAACAACAACAACAACAACAGCAACAACAACAACAGCAACAGAGGCGUCAAUUGACUCCGCAACAACAGCAGUUGGUGAACCAGAUGAAAGUGGCUCCCAUUCCUAAACAACUGUUACAGAGAAUCCCCAAUAUUCCACCAAAUAUCAACACUUGGCAGCAAGUCACUGCGCUGGCCCAACAAAAGCUAUUGACUCCUCAAGAUAUGGAGGCUGCGAAGGAGGUCUACAAGAUUCAUCAGCAAUUAUUGUUCAAGGCAAGAUUGCAGCAACAGCAGGCCCAAGCCCAGGCCCAAGCGAAUAGUAACAACAUCAGCAGCGGAAACGCCAACGGCAUCCCGCAAAAUGGCAAUAUUAACAACAAUAUGAACAUUCCACAACAGCAACAACAGCAGAUGCAGGCUCCUAACACAAACGCAAACACAAGCCCCUUACAACAACAACAGCAGCAGCAGCAACCACAGAACACCGUGCCAAAUGUUCUAAAUCAGAUUAAUCAAAUUUUUUCUCCAGAAGAACAACGUAGCUUAUUGCAGGAAGCCAUUGAAACUUGCAAGAAUUUUGAAAAAACCCAAUUAGGCAAUACAAUGACAGAGCCUGUAAAGCAAAGCUUCAUCAGAAAAUACAUCAACCAAAAGGCUUUGAGGAAAAUCCAAGCUUUAAGAGAUGCUAAAAAUAACAACAAUAAUGCCUCCAAUUUGCAGAGAUCUCAGAACAUGCCCAUGAAUGUCAUCCAGCAACAGCAAAAUGCCACCAAUAACGACGCUAUCCCACCAUCUGCUACGCCCAAUGCCGCUGCCUUCCCUCAACAGCAACAACAGAAUGCAAACUCCAAAUUAUAUCAAAUGCAACAGCAACAACAAGCCCAGGCGCAAGCUCAGGCUCAAGCGCAAGCUCAAGCGCAGGCUCAGGCUCAGGCUCAAGCACAAGCUCAGGCACAGGCUCAGGCACAGGCUCAAGCACAAGCUCAGGCGCAAGCCCAAGCUCAAGCACAGGCUCAGGCGCAAGCUCAAGCUCAAGCACAGGCCCAGGCGCAGCAACAGCCCCCUCAACAGCCACAAACUCAAGCACAACCUAACCCACUACACGGGCUGACACCAACUGCAAAGGAUGUCGAAGUCAUUAAGCAAUUGUCGUUAGAUGCUUCCAAGACUAAUCUAAGACUGACGGAUGUAACAAAUUCUUUAUCCAAUGAUGAAAAGGAAAAAAUAAAAAUGAAGUUAAAGCAAGGUCAAAAACUAUUUGUGCAAGUGAGUAAUUUUGCACCACAAGUUUACAUCAUUACUAAGAACGAAAACUUCUUGAAAGAAGUCUUCCAGUUAAGAAUUUUCGUCAAAGAAAUCCUGGAAAAAUGUGCUGAAGGUAUUUUUGUUGUUAAAUUAGACACCGUUGACAGACUGAUCAUCAAGUACCAAAAGUACUGGGAGAGCAUGAGAAUCCAAAUUUUAAGGAGACAAGCUAUCUUAAGGCAACAACAACAAAUGUCCAGUACCAACAACAACAAUAACAACAACACCGCUAAUGCUCCUGUUACCGGCAAUAACAAUAAUGCGAACAAUAUUGCUACUCAGCAAAAUAUGCAACAAUCGUUACAACAAAUGCAACAUUUGCAACAAUUGAAAAUGCAGCAACAACAACAGCAACAACAACAACAACAACAUCAGCAACAACAACAACAACAACAGCAGCAGCAGCAGCAGCAGCAGCAACAACAACAACAACAACAUAUAUACCCUUCCUCAGCAAACGGUCCAUCUAAUUACCCAGGAAUGGCUAAUGCCCCCAAUAAUAAUAGCAACAUCCCUUACAUGAACCAUAAAAACACCUCCAGCAUGGAUUUCUUGAACUCAAUGGAAAAUACUCCAAAGAUUCCCGCGUCUGCUGCAGCGACUCCAUCACUCAACAAAGCACUCAGCAACAAGGCCAACAACAGAACCAAGUCCAACACGAUACCUGCUACUAGCAUUUCAUCAACGAAUAAGAAGCUCUCGAUAUCAAAUGCCACUAGCCAACAACCGACUCCUAGAUCUGCUUCAAAUACUGCUAAAUCCACUCCAAACACGAAUCCUUCCCCAUUGAAAAGUCAAGCUAGAAUUGGUACGCCAAAUUCCAAUAAUAUUAAGAAUGCACAAUCUCCCAUGGGUGUACAGCCAUCCUACAACACUAGCACCAUAGAAAAUGCAUUCAAAAAGGAAGAACUUUUGUUAAAAGAUUUAGAAAUGAGGAAAUCGGAAAUUUCUUCUCGUUUCAAGCACCGCCAAGAAAUUUUCAAGGAUUCUCCUGUUGAUUUGUUCAUAAGUACAAUGGGUGACUGUCUAGGGAUUAAAGAUGAAGAGAUGCUUCUUUCUUGUGAUAUUCCCAAGUCGGUCGUUGAUCACACCAAUGGUUCUGGUAAAAGGAAACCUACAAAGGCAGCACAAAGAGCUCGGGAUCAAGAUUCUGUUGACGUUUCCAUUAAGGACAAUAAGCUAAUUAUGAAAAGCAAAUUUAACAAGAAUAACAGAUCAUACUCGAUCGGGCUGUCUGACGUUGCUGUAAUUUUCAAGGGUAUCGGCGGCAACUUUAAAGAUCUGUCUACUUUGGUCUAUUCAUCAUCGCCAUCCACUUCUUCCAAUGUGGAUUUUACUAAUUUUAAGAAGAGGAAGGCAAGUGUAUUAGAAAUAAGUCCUCAAGAUUCAAUAGCGUCGGUGCUAUCGCCAGAUUCAAAUAUAAUGAGUGAUUCCAAAAAAAUCAAAAUCGAUUCUCCUGAUGACCAAUUUAUGACCAAAUCCAGCGCCACAGUUAAUGGAAAACAAGAAGUUGCAAAGAACGAGGCUCCAUUCAUGACUUCUGCUGCUGAUUCGGAGCAAUUCAACGUAUGGGAUUGGAAUAACUGGACAAGCGCCUUUUGA
Messenger RNA from Saccharomyces eubayanus, 3399 nucleotides. RefSeq names its product Gal11p (gene GAL11). Gene Ontology annotation, cellular component: mediator complex. Gene Ontology annotation, molecular function: transcription coregulator activity. The record is from RefSeq and is a predicted model, not a curated record. Bases 1 to 3399 code for a protein of 1132 amino acids. Lineage: Eukaryota; Fungi; Ascomycota; Saccharomycetes; Saccharomycetales; Saccharomycetaceae. Gene Ontology annotation, biological process: regulation of transcription by RNA polymerase II. The transcript has a single exon.